AUUUCCAAGCUCUUUCAAAAGCUUGACAUUCUGAGCGGCACCGGGCUCCAGGAUACAAGCGGCGUCUACUACAACCCUUUCGACGACGGUGCACCAGGAACCGAGUACAUCCAGAAUGUGUCUGAUCUCCCUCAGUACACCUGGACUGGCGGUCAGCCGGAUGACUAUGGGGCUUCUGACAUGAUCACUCCCGAGACCCUCACAAUGUAAACAUGCUUCGCUCGGAUGCGAUUUGAGCAUCGUGCGCGAGUCAAGUGUUGUUCUGCCGACUCGUUGGUGUCAUAUAAAUUCACAUGC
Guillardia theta CCMP2712 is the source of this 297-nucleotide messenger RNA. RefSeq lists its product as hypothetical. Lineage: Eukaryota; Cryptophyceae; Pyrenomonadales; Geminigeraceae. The record is from RefSeq and is a predicted model, not a curated record. The annotation marks the transcript as partial. The transcript is spliced from 4 exons.